Messenger RNA from Epinephelus fuscoguttatus (brown-marbled grouper), 3118 nucleotides. It is a transcript of the gene elac2, whose product is annotated as elaC ribonuclease Z 2. The transcript has 26 exons. Gene Ontology annotation, cellular component: mitochondrion. The coding region runs from base 157 to 2919 and encodes 920 amino acids. The record is from RefSeq and is a predicted model, not a curated record. Gene Ontology annotation, biological process: mitochondrial tRNA 3'-end processing. Gene Ontology annotation, molecular function: 3'-tRNA processing endoribonuclease activity. NCBI's taxonomy places the organism in Eukaryota, Metazoa, Chordata, Actinopteri, Perciformes, Serranidae.
GUGUCACAUGUGUCAAGCAACCUUUAAAGUCCUGCUGAAAGCGCACUCAGCUACUUGUAGGUAAUUUACUCUUUUUAAAAAGCGUGUGGAAAUGUUUAAACAAGCAUGUACUGAUUAGUCGGUGCGUGUUUUUUAAGUUAUUGUAACGUAUUUAAUAUGAAUACGGUCCGUCUGAAGCUCAGGCCAUUUAUACCUCAGUUUAUUAAAGGCAGAGCUCUCUUUGCUGGUCCUCCGGCUGUCGCCCACUGUGAUUUCCCUCUCUGCCGGACUGUUUUGCAGUUUUUCCGGACAAUGGCUACUAGUAAUAAUAAUAACCCAGAGAUAAGACAGCCGCUGGGUUUUAGGAAAGCCAAGCAGAAGGAGCCGCUGCGGCGGGUGAAGGCCAAAGAGAGCAGGAACAAACGAGGGGACACUCACGGACCAUCCACGGUGUACCUGCAGGUGGUGGGUGCUGGGAGCAGAGACAGUUCUGCCACUCUGUAUGUCUUCUCCGAGUACAACAGAUACUUGUUCAACUGUGGUGAAGGAACACAGAGACUCAUGCAGGAACACAAACUGAAAGCUGCUCGAUUGGACAACAUCUUCCUGACCAGACUGAGCUGGGAGAACGUGGGAGGUUUAUCAGGGAUGAUCUUAACAUUAAAGGACACAGGGGUUCCGGAGUGUGUGCUCUCUGGUCCUCCGCAGCUGGAGAACUAUGUGAAUGCCAUCAAGUCGUUUUCUGGGCCGCUAGCAGACAUCAAGCUGUCGGUUCGACCGUACACUGAAGAGACAUACAUAGACGAAACGAUGACUGUUUAUCAGGUGCCAAUAUUUGCUCAGUUAAGGAAUGAAGACAGACAGCUAUCCCCCAAAUCAGGCAGCCCAUCUCAGAGUCCUCCCUCUCCCCGAGCAGACGACAUCCACAAUAACACCUGCAGAGAUGGUGCAAGCAGUCCAGAUCUUGAAGGUGACACACAAAACACAACCAGAGAUCCCUCUCUGGUGGUUUCCUUCAUAUGCAAGCUUCACCCCAAGAAAGGAAAUUUCUUAGUCCUUCAAGCCAGGGAGCUCGGCUUGCCUGUAGGCACAGCAGCAAUCGGUCCUCUCGUAACAGCUCUGAAGGACGGGAAAAGUGUCACAUACGAAGGAAAAGAGAUCCGUCCGGAGCAGGUUUGUACUCCUGCUGACCCCGGACCAGUGUUUAUUGUCGUCGAGUGUCCAUCUGAGGAGUUUGUGGAAGCUGUUUGCACCAAUCAGCAGCUGAGAAGAUAUCAAACAGGAGGGACAGAGGACCCUGCUGCGCUGGUCGUCCACAUGACUCCAGAGUCUGUUUUGACAACGGAUCAAUACAAAAAGUGGAUGGAGAGGUUUCCAUCCGCAACCGAACACCUGAUCCUUAAUGAACAAGUCUGUACGGUCCACAACAUCAGGAGUCAAAAGCUUCAGGCUCAGCUGAACAUGAUUCACCCAGAGAUCUUUCCACAGCUCAAGUCUUACAGAUCAAAGAAAGAGCAGGGUCAGGGAGGAGACAGUGGACCAGAGGCCUGCAAGGAUGAUCAUGCAGGGCCUUUACAGAUAGAAGAGGGACAGGGAGAAACCAGGCAGGUAUCAGGACAGGGACCUGACAGCAGCACCGAUUAUCAGGCCAAGGCUUCACAGGAGGCCCAGGCUGCCCUGCACGUCCCCAACGUCAGAGCUGAGUGUCUGCUCAAGUUCCAGCUCAGACCCGUAAUGGAGUGGCAAAGAGACGCCAUCCCCUCCUGCAACGCUGAGGAGUUUGUGAAAGAGGCGUCUGAGGUCCCAAACUUUAUGGAAGAAGUAGACAAGUGCAGGAAGAUUUGCUCCACUGACACUACAGAGCUUUCUGGGAAAGGAGAAAAUUACCCAGAGGUGGUUUUCUUGGGAACAGGAUCAGCUCUUCCAAUGAAGAUCAGAAACGUCAGCGGCACUUUAGUCAAUAUCAGCCCGAGUCAGUCCUUGCUGUUGGACUGUGGAGAGGGAACCUUCGGUCAGCUCUGCAGACACUACGGGGACACUUUGGAUGAAGCACUGUCCAAGAUCUCAACUGUUUUCAUCUCACAUAUGCACGCUGACCACCACACAGGGCUGCUGAUGCUGCUGUAUCAGAGGGAAAGAGCACUGACGACGUUAGGAAAAGCAUUCCGCCCCAUCUACCUGGUGGCCCCCGCCGACAUCAUGUCCUGGCUCCACCAGUAUCACGAUCACUGCGAGGAGAUCCUCCACCAUAUCAACCUUAUCCCAAACAGAUUUCUGUGUGAGGAUGCUAAGGUGACGGAUCAGAGGACAGUGUCUUCAAUCCAAGCAAUGCUGAAGAAGAAUGAUUUGGAAAAGUUCCAGACGUGUCGAGUGCGUCACUGCAAAAACGCCUUCGCCUGCAGCUUCACUCACCAGUCCGGCUGGAAACUGGCCUUCUCUGGUGACACCAUGCCCUCCGAUGCGUUCGUACACACCGGAAAGAAUGCAACCUUAGUGAUCCACGAGGCCACGCUGGAAGACGGGCUGGAGGAGGAGGCUGUAGAGAAAAGACACAGCACAACCUCCCAGGCCAUUGGUAUCGGCAUGAGGAUGAACGCUGAGUUCAUCAUGCUGAACCACUUCAGCCAGCGCUACGCCAAGAUCCCUCUCUUCAGUCAAGACUUCAGUGACAGAGUGGGGAUAUCAUUCGACCACAUGAGAACUCGCUUUGGAGACUUUAAAAUUCUCCCCAAGCUCAUUCCUGCACUUAAAACCCUUUUCGCUGAGGAGAUUGGUGAGAUGGAGGAGAGAAGAGAGAGGAGGGAGCUGAAAAAUCCAAGAGGAAGCAGCUCUGAGGUGAACAGUGAGCAGACGACGGCCGACGAGAGCCGAGGUGCCAAAAGAGACCAGGAGGAGGCAGCGGCACACAACGUAGAAAUGAAGAGGCUGAAAAUGAGCUGAAGCCUGAGUGAUGGACAGUGUUUAAAACAAACAGACUUUAACUGAGAGCAUCCUGAGUUCUUUUAUUUAAAUGAAAUAGAGAGUUUUAUUUGGCCCGUGUGGUUUCAUGAAAGAAAAGUCAUGUAGAUUUCCUGCAUUGCAGUGUACAGAGCUGAGCUGUGAAUAUAGUUUGUGUUUUUCAUUUAACAGAAUAAAGCAA